UACUUUAGCAACAACAACAUGAUAAUAUCUAAAAUAAGUCCAUUAAUAUUGCUGCUAACACUGAUACCUACAAUAUGGACAAUGGAUAUAACAUUGGAUGUACAGCACGUGGGAACGGGAGGUGAUUUAUUAGCUAACAGUGCCAAUCAACAACAUCAUAGCUCAGCAGUAGUAGUGCCAGUCAACAACAGGUUUAACACUAUUAAUCCUAACAGUGCCAACAUUGAAGCUAACAGUCCUCAUAAAUCUCUGAGAGACAGUGAUUAUUAUCAAACUAGGGAUCAAUCGCUGCAACAAAUUAUGACAAAACAAAAGCCGGAUAUAAGUCCAGUCCAUAAUCAUCGCCGACAUCAUAGACAGCAAUCAAUUGAUGAUAUCGUCACCGGUUUGGACUCAAUUGAUAAUAGAGGACAACAACAACAAUCUAAAGAAUCACAUAGAAAACUAGCUAAUCGGUCGGGAAACGGACCGAUAACAUACUCGUCCAUACGUCGACACAAUUAUGAUAAUAAUAUUAAUAAUAGACAUGAACAACAACUACCGGUACCACCUCCUGAACGGGACAGUUAUAUACCCUAUGCUUUUAGCAGCGAAACGGGACGGGACAGGCAAACGGAUCAACAACAACAACUGUCCCGUAACAAUGACCGACACCACGUACCGACACAACAACAACAACAACAGCACGGCAUCGACAUAUUGUAUGAUCAGUCGCCUCCUGCUAUCGAUAGACAGAGAAGACCCACCGGAGCCGAUGAUAGUCUACAAAAAACAGGAAUAAGUAGUACACAGGGAGGCGGCGGCGGUGGUCAACAACUGGCUAAUCAUAGUCCCUAUCUUGAAGACUAUAUCAAACAGCUACAGAUGCACAAUAACAAACAGGAUCAUCGCCAGUUGCUGGUCAAACAGGUGCAAAUUGAAGCACCGGAUGGCAGGAAUGGUGGUGGUCGUGGUGGCCAUCAUCAAGAUAUAUCAAUAUUAGAUCAGAUGAAACCUUUACUCCGGGAUCCGCGUAUCUACGAGCGCCUAAGGGGUACACAGUUUGACAAAACAGUGCCAACAGUGCGCAACACUGGCAUACAGUUGCCAGAUGUUGAACGUCCGGCCCGGCCAGUGAUCGAUGAACAUCAGCCGAUUCUAUUGCAACCAAAACAAUCGGUACUUCAGUUGGAUCGGCCACUGUUGGAGCAAACAGAUCGCCUGCAAGAGCUCCGUCAGUCGCUCAUACGGUUACCAGAUUUGUCCGCACCAACGGUUAAGCAUACCGGUGCUGAUCCGAUAGUAGUUCAAAAUAAUUAUCCAGAGUUUAUACCGACAGUUCAGCGACCAAUUGCAGUGAUAGCACCGGGCGAACCGGGUCGUCGACAGCAGUCAAUACUGUUGUUGGAACCAAGGGAAACACCUACUGCUAAAAAUAAUGCCGACCAAUCAAAUCCUAUACUGGCCAGACUACAGGAGCUGGCUAUUGUACCACUGGUACCACAUCAAAAUCAAAAACAACAAAAACUGUCAGAUGUUUUGCAGAUACCUAAACAAACAACAACAACUACUACUACUACUACUACUGCAUCUACUGGUGCACCGGUAGUACCUGAGCUACCUAUUCGGUCAAAAAAUAGUAAUAAUAAUAAUAAUAUCCAACACUUGAGUGCCGAACAAAGUUAUAUGAAUCGUAACUAUUAUAAUCAAUACAACCAUAACCAACCAUCAUCUGCUAUAACACAGUUAGAUACGGGAACUGGUAGUCAUAGACAGCCACAGUUAGUACAACAGCAUCUGAUAAUAGGUGGUAACAGUAAUAAUAAUAAUAAUCGUGGUGACGGUAGAGCUCAGUAUAAUGACAGUCCCGUUAGACAACAAGUGGUCAAUAGCUAUAAUGAUGAAAACAUAUACAAUCAGUCGCCACCACCACCACCAUUGCCAGCACCUGAUAAUAGUCGACGCAAACAGGAGCUCAGGGGACAGUUGCUGAGGCAAUUGGAGGACAGGGAUCGGGCAGAAAAAGUGCACCGGGAGUCGGAACGGCGUCAGCGAGAGCUUAUUGAAGAAGCCCGACGAACACAAGAGGAAAGAGACAAAUUGGACGCCUAUCGGCCCACACAGUCUAUCGGUGGCGGAGACAGGGAUACAACUUUAGGACCGGUAUCUGAUGAUAGACAUAACAAUAAAAACAGUUUCAAUGGACCGCAACAACAACAACAGCAACAAUGGCCACAAACUGUGUUUAUUAGAAACCAAUUGGUCAACAAUAAUCGGCUCGGACCACAGGGACCGGUAGAUGUUUUGCAUAGCAUACAUACAGCACCAGCAUCGGUAGCUCCCAAUGUUGUGGAAUCGACUACAACAACAGGACAACAAUAUCGAAAUCAAUACAAUGAAAGACAACAUAAUCAUGUUAAAGAAGAUGUACCUCAAGUUACCUACGCUGAUGAACCGGGACUGUCUACCAGUGCUGGUAAUUUUGAACAACAACAACAACAUCGGACACCGACACCGAUAGUUAUAUCGGAGGAAGCACUGGCACAGGCAGAAAAAGUAGACGCACAGUAUAUCAAACAGCUUAAGGAGAUAUUGAUGAGCAGUGGUGGUGGUAGUGGUGGCCGGGGAACAGGUGGUCAUCAGGAAUCGGCAACUAAUGAUGAGCCGCCAGUCAUACCCGUUCUCGUCAAUCAAGACAAUGGUAUACCGUUUGAGUCAUUGCCAUCAUCGUCGUCAUCAUCGUCGUCGUCAUCAUCUGAGGAGAUCACCGGUAGAUAUGAAAGACCGAGUGAAUUGUCUAACGGAUCACAGGACCAGUCGCAGAGCAGCAGCACCGGUAGGCCUAACAAUAACUGGUGGAAAACACAUGGAUUUGCGGGACAAACUUAA
Molecule: messenger RNA, 2868 nt
Organism: Oppia nitens
Lineage: Eukaryota; Metazoa; Arthropoda; Arachnida; Sarcoptiformes; Oppiidae
Product: myb-like protein P
Exons: 3
Coding region: 19-2868 (949 amino acids)
Source: RefSeq, a predicted model, not a curated record